GAGGGAGUGUUGCUCAACAGGCUCGACUCUUGCGGAUCCUCCUGCUUCACGCACUUCUGAUCUCGAGAGGAGUCACUGAAUCGCACGGGGGAUGUGUUUGUACGACAGUGAGGAUCUGGAACAUGAUGAACCUCCUCGGACUCGUUCUCCUUCGUGAACCUUUCUGCUGCCGGAUUUGAAAUCAACACUUGGAGCCUUUUUUCUUUAGUUGUUUCUUCACUUCACAACUUGUGUAAUCUCUCUCUCUCGUGUUCUGUUUCUCUCUCUUAUCUCAAUCUGUGAUUCUCUGAUAACGUUUUCUGGUUUUGGUGAGAGGAGGAGGGGAAGGACGUGACACGCUGAGGUUUCUCUGCCAGGAGCCUGAACAUCUUUGAAUUCCAGUUUGGCUUCUACAAGACACUCCUUUGUGUGUGUUUUGCCUGAGUGUGUGUGUGUGUUUGUGUCUCUCACUGUCCCUCUGAGAUACAUUAACAACGUGUAUCCGGGGACAAUACCAGCCCUGUGUGUCUCUUCUGGGAAAAUGGGAUCAGAGAAAGACUCCGAGUCGCCUCACUCCUCCGUGAGCGGCGUGCCGAACCCUAAGUGCCGUGCGGCGGGCAAGCGCCAGGGCCGCAUCUCCUUCCACAGCCUCUUCCACAGCAAGCGGGGCUCUCGGGGCACCAGGGGCCCCAAAGGAGCCGCGGCCCCCCCGUUGUCUCUUCACCACCAACUCCUCCACACUCAACAACAGCUCCUGCCUUCUGCCUUGAGCUCCCCGCCCGUCCCAGCCGCUGCUACGCCCACAACGACCACCACCACAGCCACGGCGAGCCCCGAGGACGCCGCCUCCGGCCCCCCGUCCAGGCCGCUGUCCUCCAGCCUGGCGUCCCUGGAGGGAGCCCCUUCCUCCGGGGGGGCCGACCUGCUGGAGUGCCCCCUGUGCCUGGUGAGCCAGCCCGCCGACCAGCUGCCCGAGCUGCUGGGCUGCAGCCACCGCUCCUGCCUCUGCUGCCUGCGCCAGUACCUCCGCAUCGAGAUCACCGAGAGCCGCGUCCAGCUCAGCUGCCCCGAGUGCGCCGAGAGGCUGUCCCCGCGGCAGGUGGCGGACAUCUUGGAUGACGCCGCCCUGCUGGAGAAGUACGAGGAGUUCCUCCUGCGCAGGUGCCUGGCCUCCGACCCGGACUGCCGCUGGUGCCCGGCGCCCGACUGUGGCUUUGCCGUCAUCGCCUCCGGUUGCGCCUCCUGCCCCAGGCUGGUCUGUCGCAGAGAAGGCUGCGGCGCCGAGUUCUGCUACCACUGCAAACAGGCCUGGCACCCCAACCAGACCUGUGACUCCGCCCGGCAACAGAGGGCCCAGUCCCUGCACACCCACAGCAACCACUCGCCCAGCUACACCCAGGAGCAGGGAGCUGCUGAUGACAUCAAGCCAUGUCCUCGCUGCGGCGCCUACAUCAUCAAGAUGAACGAUGGCAGCUGCAAUCACAUGACCUGCGCCGUGUGCGGCUGCGAGUUCUGCUGGCUCUGCAUGAAGGAGAUCUCCGACCUGCACUACCUCAGUCCAUCCGGCUGCACCUUCUGGGGGAAGAAGCCUUGGGGCAGGAAGAAGAAGAUUCUGUGGCAGCUGGGAACUCUGAUCGGAGCUCCGGUGGGAAUCACCCUCAUCGCCGGCAUCGCCGUUCCUGCCAUGGUCAUCGGCAUCCCGGUCUACGUCGGCCGCAAGAUCCACGCCCACUACGAGCUGAAGAAGUCGUCCCGUCACCGGAGGAACUUGGCCAUCACAGGAGGCGUGGCCCUGUCCAUCAUCACCGCCCCCGUCAUCGCAGCUGUCAGCGUGGGCAUCGGUGUUCCCAUCAUGUUGGCCUACGUGUACGGCGUUGUUCCAAUUUCUCUGUGUCGAGGAGGCGGCUGUGGCGUGAGCAGAGGGAAGGGCCGAGGCGUGAGAAUCGACUUCGAUGAGGACGACGGACCAAUCACGGUGGCGGACGCGUGGCGUGCGCUCAAGUCCCCGAGCCUGGGCGACAGCAGCCUGGACGGGGCGCUCAGCGUCCUGAGCACCACCUCCCGCAGCGAGGGCCUCUCUGUGGCCCCCGGGACUCUGGGGGACACACCCCACUUCAACACCUUGGCGGGGGGGGCCCUGGGGACCCGCAAUGGCAAAUACAGCAGGCUGGAGGUCCAAGCAGCCGAGUUGGCUCAGGAAUCCGCCCAGAGGGAGACGGGCAGCCUGGGCGCCGGGAGCGACUGUGCCAGCACCCGAGGGAUGGCCGGCUCCAUCAUCUCCUCCUACACGCUGCCUGACAGGGACUGCACCAACCUGGAGAUCCAGGUGGACAUCGAGACCAAACCCAGCCAUCUCUGCCUGAACAGCGAAGAGGACCUCACCCCUCCUCCGGGCUCUGCCGCCAUGGCGACCGCAUCCGGCGGGGAGGAGCCUCAGGACUGCAGCUCCAGAAGGGGCGGGGCUUUAUCCGGCUCUGCGCUGGCACUGUCCUCCGUGGUGUCCAUCAGGGAGGGGCUCCGGGACGUCACCCUGGCUCAGCCGGAGAGCAUCCGCAGCGACCUGGAGAUGUCGGACACACAAUCGGACGACAUCGCGGAGCUGACGUCGGACGACUGUGACUCGCCUCAUCCCAAAAGCUGCCACCAGGCGGCGGGCCAGCAGCCCCAGCCCCCCGCCUGCCGAGCCCUGAACCCCCCCACCGAAGGCCUUCACUGUCCCCUGGACGUCAACGUCAUCCUCUACGUCUGAGAGAAAACUCUCAGGAUUGCACAAAAACCAAUCCUUGACAUUUACAUUUAGACUCUCCCUUUCUUCAUCGCUGUCUUUCUGUCGCCAUUUCUCAUUUGCUGCUUUUGUGACUCACGGUCUUAAACACAGACAGAGUCCACUUCCUUUCGUGCGUCUGUCUUAUCUAUCCACCUGUCAAUCUCCUCACUGAGUCAAUUGUCAGGGUUCUACCUCUGAGAUUUAUAAGAUGAUGAUUUAUGUUUACUCCUUGGUGCAAAAUGCCUUGGCUACUUAAGCAAAAAAGCAAGAGAAAAUAUAAGAGGUACACAUUUUUCGACAUGAAAAAGUACAACAAAAAAAAAAUGUAUGAAACGAGGUGAAAUGUCACCAAAGCACAGUGGAGGGAGCCGGACUGUUGUGAGGAUGUGAGCUGAGGUCGAGGGGAUGUUUAUAACAAUGUGUGAGUGAAUGUGGACUUCGUACUCUACUAUUGUGGCUUUACUUUCCCAUUUUCUUCUAUUUAUAUUCCGAUGACCCUUGAAAUUGAAUCAUCUGCCGUGUGCAUGAGUCUGCAUGAGCCGUGUCUUGUGUGAAAGAGUUUUAAAAAGGGGGGGGGGAGUUUGUGUUGCACUAGUGAAAGUUAAAGUUUACUUAAAGAGAGAAGCUGCACUCGAAUCUCACGUUAUUCUGCACAGAGGAGGGAGAGGAGGAGGAGGAGUCUGGGUUUCCGAUGUGUGAACAGACUCUGACCCACUUGAAUGUUGUGUGAGUGUGCGUGUGCGUGUGAGUGUGUGUGUGUGUGUGUG
Molecule: messenger RNA, 3513 nt
Organism: Limanda limanda (common dab)
Lineage: Eukaryota; Metazoa; Chordata; Actinopteri; Pleuronectiformes; Pleuronectidae
Gene: rnf19b
Product: ring finger protein 19B
Exons: 9
Coding region: 521-2728 (735 amino acids)
Biological process (GO): positive regulation of proteasomal ubiquitin-dependent protein catabolic process; protein polyubiquitination; ubiquitin-dependent protein catabolic process
Cellular component (GO): cytoplasm; ubiquitin ligase complex
Molecular function (GO): ubiquitin conjugating enzyme binding; ubiquitin protein ligase activity; zinc ion binding
Source: RefSeq, a predicted model, not a curated record